AUGGGUUACACGACUGAGAAACGCGAUUUGGGCACAGGUUGUCCAUACACUCUUGAUCAAUAUGGGACUGCUGCGAUGCAGUUUCAUACCACCAUGCAGCAACAACAAACAGCCAUUCAAGCACAAGUUCAGGCCACUGCUACUGCCAUAGCAACCAAUGGCGUAGCUAUUGCUUCGGCCAAUGCUGUUGGUGGUGCAGCCGCGGCACCAGUGGUUGAUCCAUCUGUAUACUGGGCUCAGUGGCAGAACUGGAAUACCAAUCUGGCUAGUUAUGGAAAUGUUUUGUGGAAUGCUGGUUGUUUGUCUACUUACUGGGACAACGAUAGCAAUUAUUAUAAUGCAAUGAUUGCUCUGCAGCAAAAUCUCGCACUUCAGAAUCAGGCUAUUUGGAAUAAUAUAGCCGCUGCUAAUCAGCAAGCUGCAGCACAUGCCAAUGCGCUGUAUCUACAGACUGCAACCCAAAAUGCGCUGACAACAUUCAAUUCGGCAGCAUGCCAGAUUAAUACAGCGUUUGCAUUGAUUGAAAGGGAUAGAGCUGUUGCUGCCAAGACUCGAGCAGUUCAUCCAUCAUCCUCUACAACUGUUCAGAAAAGACUUGAGCCAUCCACUUUUAACAAAAGACUUGAUGCAAAGACUGCUGCAACUCUCUUGAAGCAGCAACAACAGACUGGUCAUAAAAUGUCCAAUUCUGCUGCUAGUAUGAUGACCAAGCAAAGUAAUGGUCGUACUAAAGCAUCCAAGACCAUUUCAGUGGUCAAACCCCUUGUAAAGCGUCUUGGACCCAAACCAGGUCCAAUUGAGAAUCGUCUUGGCAAGCGGCUUAUUGACCGGUUAGGUGAUAAACCCACUGCUGCUGGAAAGACUAAAGCUGUAUUACGCUCCAAGAAAGCAGGAAAGGUAUCCAACUCGACUCCUAAAAGCAAGACUCGAGGACGUGUUGCUAAUAUUGGCUCAUCCAGUUAUUCUGCAGCAGAUAUGAUGGAUGAUGACGAUUACAAAUUUGGUCAAGCUGCAAUAUAUUAA
This is a messenger RNA of Batrachochytrium dendrobatidis JAM81, 1023 nucleotides long. RefSeq lists its product as uncharacterized. The record is from RefSeq and is a predicted model, not a curated record. The transcript has 3 exons. Lineage: Eukaryota; Fungi; Chytridiomycota; Chytridiomycetes; Rhizophydiales. Bases 1 to 1023 code for a protein of 340 amino acids.